AUGGGAAAAUUGAAAAAUCUACAGAUUGUCUUGGACAAGAAUGUGUUUGGUCAGGGCGACGUCAUCAAGGGGCACAUUAACAUGGAGGUGGACUCGGACGGUUCGAAAAACAUGAAAAGUCAUGGACAGAGAACUGACAGAAAACUUGAAAUCCAGCCGGGAACGAACCGUAUCCCGUUCGAGUUCCAGCUCCCUAAUAUCCAGCCCCUCCCAUUUUCCUUCGAGAGCAAAGUGGGAUAUGUUCGCUACUGGGCCAAGGCAACUGUGUCCGUCAAGCAGUUGCUCCUGACCAAGGAUUACAAGACACUGAAGCACUUCAGUAUGAUCGGACCCACAGCUGAUCUCAACACCAUGGCUGACGUGCAGACAGAGGUGGACAAAACGACCACAACGCGUCAAUUCUUAAACGUUGGACGAGUGCAGAAUGUCACAACGGUCGGUCUGCCAAGGCGUGGCUAUGUGCCCGGCGAAAGCAUCACUGUCACCGGUCACGUGGAUAACCGCGUCGGCAAGAAUCAGAGGCAGUUUAAGGCAAAACUCGUUCAGAAAACUAUCUUCAAAUUCAAAGUGACUGACAACAACCGCUCUGAAGAUGUCACUUUAUCGACAGCGAGUGCGAAGGUGGCUUGCCAGCGGGAGGAUAGGACGGAUUUCACGGUAGGACCGCUGCUGAUUCCCCCGGUACCAGCCUCGGGCUUAGUUGGCUGCGGUCUCAUUGACAUCGAGUACUUCGUCCAGAUCAAGGAAGCUGAUUUGGACAAGGUUCGAUUUCUAGUGUAUAUCGGCACCGUGCCGCUGCGCACUUCUGCCCCCGUGCUCAGCCUCCCAGCUGCCCCCGUGCCCAGCCUCCCGGUUGCUACUGAUUUCACGGCCGAAUUAGCAGCACGACUUGAGAAAAGGAGCUCUCAGAAAUGCACAUCUUCAGCGGCCUCAUACGACGCGUUGCAGGAGGCAUCUCCCCCGUCUUACGAGGAGGCGGUGGGAGUGCCCGAUCAACCCACUGGCGGACAGGACCGGGAGGAUUACUUCAGGAGUGAGGACCACUUCGUCCCUCGUUACCCUUACUUCAAUCUCUCAGGCAAAUGA
Patiria miniata (bat star) is the source of this 1086-nucleotide messenger RNA. Its product is annotated as arrestin domain-containing protein 3-like. The record is from RefSeq and is a predicted model, not a curated record. Lineage: Eukaryota; Metazoa; Echinodermata; Asteroidea; Valvatida; Asterinidae. Gene Ontology annotation, biological process: protein transport. The transcript has 6 exons. The coding region runs from base 1 to 1086 and encodes 361 amino acids. Gene Ontology annotation, cellular component: cytoplasm.